Molecule: messenger RNA, 1003 nt
Organism: Manis pentadactyla (Chinese pangolin)
Lineage: Eukaryota; Metazoa; Chordata; Mammalia; Pholidota; Manidae
Gene: COXFA4L2
Product: NDUFA4 mitochondrial complex associated like 2
Exons: 4
Coding region: 66-326 (86 amino acids)
Source: RefSeq, a predicted model, not a curated record
CUAGGGGCGGGCCCCCGGAGGAGCAGGGAGCAAAGCCGCUGGGAAGGAGCAGACACGCAGAGGCGAUGGCAGGAACUAGUCUCUGGGCCCGCUUUUACCGGCAGAUCAGGAGACAUCCCGCUCUCAUCCCUAUGAUCGGCUUCAUCAGCCUGGGCAUGGGCAGCGCGGCGCUCUACUUGCUGCGACUCGCCCUGCGCAGCCCCGACGUCUGUUGGGACCGAAAAAACCCAGAGCCCUGGAACCGCCUGAGCCCCAAUGACCAAUACAAGUUCCUUGCAGUUUCCACGGACUAUAAGAAGCUGAAGAAGGAUCGGCCAGACUUCUAAGCCUGGCUGGGGUGCCCCUUCCAUGUAAGCCACCCGUCAGCCAACCUACUCAUUUCUUCCACUCUCUACCCCCAGCCCGUAGGGCGCCACUCUAGCCACCCUGUCCAGCUCCUGCUUACACAGGCCCGGUUCCCACGAGGGGGGAGGAGCUCCACCCCCACCCUUUUCCCUUGCUCCCAGCAGGAAGUGCCUAUGACCCUCAGCUUGAGUCCCACGCAGGGGGAGGAAGUGUUAGGCAGGCAGCAGCCCUGCUGACCCAAAAGUCCAAGCCAGAGCUCCCUGCCCACCCACCCCCAGGCCUUGCAGGGUGUGGCACAGGCUACGUGUAGAGCAUGGGCUACGUGAGCUAAGAGCAAGCAGGCCUCUGAGUGCCAAGUGACGUGGUGGAUCCCACAUUGGCCCAGGCUCCAGUCCAGCCCAGGGGCGGCGCUGCUCUGGCUCAAUUGGGCUCUUUGUCGACUGCCCAGCCUGCCCUGGAAGAGGCACCCGAUACCGAGUGAGGGGGUGCAGGCCACUGCCUCCUGCUCCAACAGGCACCCCCACCCCCACAACUCACACCUGGGCCCCCCCUUGCCCUUCUCACCCCUCCCUUGCUCCCCUGUAUUACACCCCCUUACCCCCCUGGGAUCAAACAGAAGCAGCCUUGGGCAAAAUACAAUUUCAUUUAACAAAUUGAA